Messenger RNA from Rotaria sordida, 2394 nucleotides. The record is from the annotation of a GenBank genome assembly. NCBI's taxonomy places the organism in Eukaryota, Metazoa, Rotifera, Eurotatoria, Philodinida, Philodinidae.
AUGGAUCUUGCUCGUUUUGAUUGUCAUCCAGACGAUGGUGCAUCUCAAGAGAGAUGUGAAGCACGAAAAUGUUGUUGGCGAUUACCUAUGCAACAAGGAAAUUUGACAGAAAAGCAUCGAACUAAUUUUCAAGAUAUAAGUGUUCCAUGGUGUUAUUAUCCAUCGGAUUUUCCAACUUAUUCAAUAGUAUCCAAUGAAACAACAGAUUUUGGACAACGAAUUCGCAUCGUCAAGUCACAAACCACCUUCAUGCCAAAUGAUAUUCUGGAUUUGACAGUUGAUCUUAUCUAUGAAACACAACAACGAUUUCGUAUUCGAAUCUAUGACUCAGUUAAUAAAAGAUUUGAAGUGCCACUCAAUGUGCCCGUGGUAGAAAAAAAAGCUGAUAUGACUGAUUAUGAAGUGAAAGUUGCUCAGAAACCAUUUGCUAUACUAGUUACUCGAAAGUCAACAGGUGUCACAUUAUUUGAUUCAAGUUUAUCUCCACUGAUCUUUGCCGAUCAAUUCAUACAAAUUUCUACUCGCUUAUCAAGUCCGUUGCUUUAUGGCUUUGGAGAGCACACCCAACCAUUGCUGAUCAAUAUAACAAACGAAUGGAAAAGAUUAACGUUUUGGACACGCGAUAUCGGUGUACGACCGGAUACCAAUCUUUAUGGUGUUCAUCCAUUUCACAUCAAUCUUGAACUGAAUAAGACUGGUCAGACAAAUGUUCACGGACAGUUUAUCCUCAAUGCAAAUGCUAUGGAUGUGAAUCUUCAACCAUUGCCUGCUCUAACUUACAUCACUAUUGGUGGCAUCAUUGAUUUGUAUGUGUUCACUGGACCAACAGUUCAGAAUGUCAUUCAACAAUAUUGGGAUGUCAUUGGAAAGCCGUUAAUGCCACCCUAUUGGACACUUGGAUUUCAUCUAUGCCGUUGGGGAUAUGGUACGAUUGAAAACCUAACGGAAGUUAUGCAAAGAAUGCAUGACGCUGAUUUUCCAGUCGAUAUCCAAUGGACCGAUAUUGACACAAUGGACUCCCAUCUUGAUUUUACCUAUGAUAACAAAACAUUCCAUGGUCUACCUGAACUUAUUCGCACAAUGAAAGCUGAAGGCAAACAUUAUGUUAAUAUCAUCGAUCCAGGCAUUAGUUCAACACAACCACCGGGUACUUAUCCACCAUACGAUGAAGGAUUGAAGCAAGGUAUUUUCAUCACCAAAUACAACUCCACUGAACCAAUCGUCGGAGAGGUUUGGCCUGGUCCCACUGUUUUUCCUGAUUUCACAAAUCCUAAAACAGUUGAAUGGUGGACAAAACUACUUGGAGCUUAUCAUGAAAUCAUUCCAGUUGAUGGAAUGUGGAUUGACAUGAAUGAACCAUCAAACUUUGUUGAUGGAUCUCAUGAAGGAUGUACCACUAAUUCUUUAGAUAAUCCACCAUUCACUCCUCAUGUAUACGGCGGAAACAUUACUGCUAAAACUUUAUGUACGUCUGCUCAACAAUACUUGUCAUCCCAUUACAACUUACAUAGUAUGUAUGGUUAUUUUGAAGCAAAAGCAACUAAUGCUGCUCUUAGAACGAUUCUUAAAAAGCGACCAUUUGUUUUGUCACGUUCAACAUUUGCUGGUUCAGGUCACUACACAACUCAUUGGUCUGGUGACAAUACUGCUUCGUUUACAGAUCUUUACCAAUCAAUUCCAACUAUUCUUAACUACAAUAUAUUUGGCAUGACAUUUUCUGGUGCUGAAAUUUGUGGUUUUAAUGGUGAUACUACGGAAGAACUAUGCACAAAAUGGAUGGUGCUAGGUGCUUUCUAUCCAUUUAUGAGAAAUCAUAAUGCAAUUGGUGCUAAAGCUCAAGAUCCCGCAGUUUUCUCAUGGGAAGCUCAACAGAUCAUGAAACAAGCAUUAUUUAUGAGAUAUUCACUACUUCCAUAUUGGUAUACACUCUUUUUUAAAGCAAGUACAAUUUCAACAACGGUGAUAGAACCACUCUUCUUCGAAUAUCCAAAUGAUGAGAAUACUUAUAAUAUUGAUCGACAGUUCCUAGUUGGUCCUGCUAUUCUCGUUUCUCCAAAUUUAGUUUCAAAUUCGUCUAUUGUUCAUGCUUACGUUCCACAAGAUGUUUGGUAUGAAUUUCCAUCAGGUAUACAAAUAACAACGGUAGGACAAUAUGUAGAUUUUGACACACCAAUUCAAAAGAUUAAUGUUCAUAUUCGUGGUGGAUUUAUUAUUCCGAUGCAAAUACCUGGACCUAAUCUAGUUAUCGGUCGUGGGAAUCCAUUUGUAUUACUUGUUGCAUUGUCUCAAUCAGGAAAUGCUAGUGGAAGUCUUUUUUGGGAUGAUGGUGAUUCCAUGGGUAUGUUACAAGUAUUCAUUUCUUGGACUGGAAAACAGUAUGCUGUAAUAAUUUAG